This is a messenger RNA of Mytilus trossulus (common blue mussel), 846 nucleotides long. RefSeq names its product nicotinamide N-methyltransferase-like. Gene Ontology annotation, cellular component: cytosol. Gene Ontology annotation, molecular function: N-methyltransferase activity. The record is from RefSeq and is a predicted model, not a curated record. The transcript is spliced from 3 exons. Lineage: Eukaryota; Metazoa; Mollusca; Bivalvia; Mytilida; Mytilidae. Bases 36 to 824 code for a protein of 262 amino acids.
CCAAUGAACUAUUUGCGUGAACUUUCCUUCACGAAAUGGCGACUUUGACAAGUACCGAUUAUUCUAAUGAUUUCGACGUUAAUUGGUAUGUUGACUCGUACUAUUCUGCAGUUUCUGGAUGUCAUGAAGAAGGAGAUUUCCUAACCUUUGUAUUAAUGGCACUGCAUGAUAUCUUCAAAGCAGGCAAUGUCCAUGGAACAACUUUGUUAGAUAUUGGCACUGGUCCAACAAUUCACAGCGUCAUUAGUGCAUGUCCAUACGUACAAAAUAUAAUACUUUCGGAUUAUUCACAAGUUAAUAGAGAAGCCUUGCAGAAGUGGAAAGAUGAAAAAGAACAGACCGGAAGUGCAUUAUGUCAAUUUGUACUCGACCUUGAAGGUGGAAAGAUUCACAAGACAGUCGCUGAACGAUUUGAAGAGAUUCGCCAGAAAACCAAAGAGAUACUUCCGGUUGAUGUGAACAAAUGGCCUCCUUUACAGCUUGGAGACGAUUGCCCUGAUAUAAUUGUCUCAAGUCUUUGUUUUGAAGCAGCAUGCCUAGAGGUUACAGACUACAAGAAAAUAGUUCAGAACGUUGGUAGUCUUAUGACCCCAGGCUGCCAGUUCGUUAUAGUCGGAGUAUUAGACCAGACAUUUUACAGAGUUGGUAAAUUCAAGUUUUCUUGUUUGAAAAUAUCCGAGUCUGAUUUAAAAGCAGUUUAUGCAACAAAUGGAUUUGAAAUAAAGUCUUGGAAAGAAUAUAUUCCUCCGCCAAGAAAUGCAGAGGAAGCUGAAUUUUCGGAUUUCCAGAAAGCGUUUGUAAUGCAUGCAGUCAAAGUAAAAUAACUCGAUCAAAAGAGGAACUUGA